AUGAAUACCAUAAUAGAAAAAUUCAAUAGUGAAUGCACUACUUAUUUAAAUACCGAGUUAAAUACUCGUCUACUUGCAUUAUCAUUGACAUCAAUCGAUAAAACAACAUCAGAACAUUAUCUAAAUGAAUACAAGCAAUGCUUAGAUGAACAAAUGAAUUUUGUCAAUUAUAUUAAUGAGCAAAUGGAAUCAUUGAAUCAAUUGAAAUCAUGUGAUACUGCUAUUGAUACGUUUCUUGAGCGUUUGAAAGCUAUACAUGAAUAUGAAUUGAAACAAAAUGAAAUUUUUGAACAAAUUUUAAAUGAAUUAACAAAAAUAAAUCCAUCGAGUAAAGAAGAACGUCAACGACUUCUAGAACAAAUCGAUGAACUUAUUGCUUGUAAAACAAAAUUAACCAAUGUGGACAGCAAUGAAAAGUCAACAACAAAUAAAUUACAACCCAAUUCAAGUGAUACAUUCAAAAUUAUUUUAUAA
This is a messenger RNA of Rotaria socialis, 474 nucleotides long. Lineage: Eukaryota; Metazoa; Rotifera; Eurotatoria; Philodinida; Philodinidae. The record is from the annotation of a GenBank genome assembly.